Cuscuta epithymum is the source of this 6197-nucleotide messenger RNA. NCBI's taxonomy places the organism in Eukaryota, Viridiplantae, Streptophyta, Magnoliopsida, Solanales, Convolvulaceae. The record is from the annotation of a GenBank genome assembly.
AUCCGCAUCCUUGAAAAAGGUGAGCUUGAAGCUGAAUAAGGUUAUAAAUUGUAUAAGGAGUUUGAGGAUCAAAUGUUUCUAAACAUGCGGAGAAGGAGACUCUGCAAUUUGAUGGGUCUUCCAUUGCUGAUACGAAAAAGGAUGUGGAUGACCCACCUGGGAAGGGGCCAAUUCUUAGAUGGCAAACUUGCUAGGGCAGUUUUUGCUCCAGGUGGUGAUGCAUGGCACCCAAAGAACAGAAAGGUGAAAUUGGCUGUCACAGUCAAGGAGCUUGGUCCCAAGCAUCAGUUUCGCCGCUUGAGAGAAUUGGUUGGAAAACGUCACCAUCCUGGAAGAGAUCAACUUACUAUCACCAGUGAAAGGUUGUGGUGUAUAUGUCAACUUUGUUAAUUAUUAAGAACUAUUAUGUGAUUGUCUUGCUGUUGGUAGUGGCAUCUCAUUGUUAACCCGGGUUUUGGCUCUCUAGAGAUGCACUUGGCUGUUUAAGUUUUAAAGAAAUUGCCCUAAAUAGAAAUAGAAACGUUUUGAAAUUCCAAAAGAGGAGUACAAUGUUUUUAAGAGAUCACCUUCGGCUAGGUAAGGGGAAGAGGUGCCUUCGAUCCAGUUGGAUAGAAAUGCCCUCCCUUGAUGAAUAUAUAUGGCUCACUCACCAAUUCACAAUGAGCAAGCCAAUGAUUAGCAUGUCUCUCCCUCAUAUCUCACGCUCUCUUGUGUAUUUAUGUGUGCUUCUCUUUUCCAAUAUUGCAUCAAUAUUUAACAAAGCUAUCAAGUAUGCAUGGACCCGGCCCGGUCGGGCUUUAGAGGUUUAGGGGUAGGCCCGGAACCGGCCCGGGUACCCACCGGUACCGGGCCGGGUCGGGUCCGGUUCAAUUUUUUGGUUUUCUUGAUUAUUUCAUCCCCUACCCCCAUUCCCCAAACCCAUCAGAAACACCCAGCCCAACCCAUUUAAACCCUGCCCAAUCAAAGAAAGGAAAAAAAUUAAAACAGGCCCGAACCGGGACCGGCCCGGCUCGUCCGGUUCACAUUUAAGCCUACCCGAGCCCGCCCCGGCGCCCCCGCUUUCCCCUCCGGUUCGGGUCAACACCCGGUACCGGCUCCAUGACUACUAUCAAGUAUGGUAAAAAAGUUGCUACUAAUAUGAUAUAAAAUGGCCUCUGGGCAGGGAUCAGUGGUUGUCUAGCCGAUCCAAGUCAUGUUUUGGGUGCAUUUAGGUUUUUCGUUGAAGGGAUGUAUAGGAAGAUGAAAAUCACACUUUGUGAUUUGCAAGAGUAAAUCAUAAACUUAGUUUACAAAAAUAUUUUAAUGGUUCAGAUUUUAAAUGACAUCUUUUUAUCCAACUCACCACGCAACAAAGGAGUGGUAACAUCCAUUUCUUUCAUUUCUCAAUCAUUGUGACCAACCGAAAUAAAGAUAGAGUAUUAACUAUUAAGACAUUAGGAUUAGUAAAGGAGCAGAUAAUAGCUUACUUGCACCGAAUUUUCACCUCCAAAGACUAGUCAAGCCAUGCAGGAACCAAGACAGAGUAAUAAUUUACUACAUUAGUACACGACAACACAUUGCUCCUAAGUCCUAAUUAACUUCCAUUUAGACAAUUGUUAAAGUCAAAAUAAUGUGUUAGAAGGGGAUUCAGAACUCCAAGUUCCGAGACUAAUUUAAUUGUACAGGACGACCUAUUGGGAAAACUGAAAAGGGAGUGGCCUCUAUUAUCCAAAAUAGCUUCGGCAUUUACCAACCCUGUCGAUUCGAACCUGGGCAAUCUGAACAACUUUUUUCAGUAAUCUUUUUAUUAAAACAAAUAAAAUAUCAAGGUGAGCUGGCGACAUAUGGGUUCAUUUCCAACGGUUUGGAACAGCUAGUGGCAGCAACCAUUCAGUCAAUCAUUUGCUUAUCAUUGUACUUCCCUUAUUUUAUUAGUCUAGAUUCAUUGGCUCUUCUCCUCCACUUAUCUAUUGUAAUGCCUUUAUAAGGCACGGCUUUGCUCAUCAAUAAUAUAUACUUUUCAGCAAACCUUUACUUUAUUCUCUUGUAUAUCUCAAUGUCUAAGAUGGAAUUCAAUCCAUCUUGACCUAAAUCUCUAAAAUCUAACAUGGUAUCAGAGAGAGGUUACAAAACUUCAAAGAUUCUGUUUUUUUUUUAUUUCACUCUUCUUUCUUCAUUAUUCCGCUGCGAAGAACACUUUUUUUUCCGGUGCAAGAUCGGAGCUUUUCAUCUGGUUUAUGCUCGGUCAGUUCAUAUCUUUUUUUCUUCUAAAGAUUGAAACUUUAUCAUGGAAGACAUGAUUCAAGGAGGUUCGAGUAUCAAGCCAACUGUUAUUUCGGUAAUCCUCAAGGGAUCUAACUACACUCUUUGGUCAAGGACCAUCAAAAUUUCUAUUUGUGGAAAAGGGCUUUGGGAUCACAUUUUAGAAGAAAGAAGUGUAGAUGAUUCAGGUAAAUACAAGAGGGAUGAAGAGGCUAAGGAGGAUGCAAAAUGGUUUCAAGAAGAUCAACUUGUUCUCGGAUUUCUUCAAAACAGUUUGGAACCAUCUAUACUCGAAGCUUACUCUUAUUGUGAAACGGCUAAGGCCCUUUGGGACACUCUUAAAAGAGUCUAUGGUGAUGUAUCCAAUCUUAGUCGCAUCUAUGAGAUUAAGAAAGCUAUCAGUGAGCUAAAUCAAGAUGAAUUAGACUUUAAGAAGUAUCUUGGGAAGUUCCAGUCCUUAUGGAGUGAACUUGAUACGUUAAGGCCAAGUUCUAUAGACCCUAAGGUACUAAAUGAAAGAAGAGAGCAAGACAAGACAUUCGGAUUACUUCUCAAUUUGAACUCAAGCUACAAUGGUGUCAUCAAGGCUAUUCUAAGAGAAUCUAAGCUUCCAAGCUUUGAAGAAGUAUGCUCAAGAGUUCAAAAGGAAGAGGGAUCAAUCGGAUUGUUUGAUGGGAAGAAGGAGUUAGUGACGGCAAAUAAGGGUGUAUUCAAGCAAGAGGAUCGACGGCUCAUGGUAUGUGAACACUGUCACAAGAAAGGCCAUUUCAAGGAUAAAUGUUGGAUACUUCAUCCUCACUUGAAACCGGCAAAAUUCAAAGAGAUGAAAGCUGCCAACUUUGCUCAAGAAGGAGAGCAGGCCGAGAGUUCACACAAAGAUCCUGAAUUAGCCUUACAUGCUUCAAUGGAGUAUGUAAAGAAGAGUGAAUUGGAAGCUCUCAUCAAGGCUUAUGCCUCCAAACUUGGCUAUUGAGAAUGGCGGAAUCUUGGGCAAAGGAGGGACCGAGGAUGAGCUCUAUGUUCUCAACCAUGCAUCUCCAAGUCAUUUGGAUUCCUUAGCAUUUAAAUCUUGUCUUUCUUCUUCUAAUAAAAGUGUACUGUGGCAUGCUAGAUUAGGCCACCCUCACUCUCGUGCUUUGAAUUUAAUGUUACCUAAUGCUUUCCUUGAUCAUUCUGCUUGUGAAGCAUGUAUUCUUGGAAAACACUGUAGAGUUGUAUUCCCAAAGUCAUCUACUAUCUACGAGAAUUGUUUUGACUUAGUACAUUCCGAUGUUUGGACUUCACCAUGCAUAUCUAGAGAUAGGCACAAGUAUUUUGUAACAUUCAUAGAUGAAAAGUCUAAGUAUGCAUGGGUUACUUUGCUUCCAUCCAAAGAUAGAGUCUAUGAAGCAUUUGUGAAUUUCCAUAACUAUGUUAUUAAUCAAUUCAAUGCUAAGAUUAAAGUGUUUAGGUCCGAUAAUGGUGGAGAAUACACAAGUCAAAGAUUCAAGGAUCAUCUCAACAAGCAUGGAAUAUUGCACCAAACUAGUUGUCCACACACAUCUCAACAAAAUGGAGUGGCGGAGAGAAAGAACCGACAUCUUAUGGAAGUAGCAAGAACUAUGAUGUUUCAAUCUAAUGUUCCAAAGAGGUUCUGGGGAGAUGCGGUCUUAGCUUCAUGCUAUCUUAUUAACCGUAUUCCAACAAGAAUCUUACAAGAUUCAUCUCCAUUUGAGGUACUAAAUCGAACUAAACCCUCUAUUGAUCACCUAAGAGUGUUUGGAUGUGUGUGCUUUGUGUAUAUUCCAGGUGAACAACGAAACAAAUUGGAGGCUAAGAGCAUUAGAUGUAUCUUUCUUGGAUACUCGACUACUCAAAAGGGGUAUAAAUGCUAUAAUCCAUCUACAAGCAAGACUUUUGUGUCUCGAGAUGUGAAAUUCAUAGAAGAUCAAGGGUAUUAUGACAAGAAAGAGAGAGAGAGCCUGGAGGAACUAUCAAGGCCAUCAGAUCUAGCAUCCAGUCUUCGGUUUUUGCUGGAUCAUUUGGGAAAUAAUAAGAGUAAGGAUUCAAGUCAGGAUGAUACUCCAUCAAAUCAAGAUGGUAAUGGAGAUACUCAAGAAGAAGAAGAAGAACCCUCGGCUACCCAGGAAUCAUCUCAAACUCAAGAGGAAGUGCCACUUCAAAAUACAAGUCAAGAAGACUCAGUAGAUCAAGAAGGACAUACUCAACAAGAGGAAAGGGAAAUGGUUAAAGAUACAGAAACUGAACCAGUUCAAUCCUUGAGAAGAAGUACUAGACUCAAGUUCAGGAAUCCUAGAUACUACAAUAGUCAAGCAGUUGUUCAUCCUAUACAAAGUGUGUGUUCCAUUGACCUUCUGCCAAAAGCUCAUCAAGCCUUUCUUGUGAAGAUUGAAGAAAAUCAAAUUCCUAAUAGCUAUGAAGAAGCCAAAGACAAGAAAGUGUGGGUAGAUGCAGUUGGUGAUGAAAGAGGAGCAAUGGAAAGGAAUCAUACUUGGGAUGUUGAGGAUCUGCCCAAAGGCAGGAAAGCAGUUACAUCUAGAUGGGUGUUCACCAUUAAGUACAAGAGUAAUGGGGACAUUGAAAGAUACAAGGCUCGCUUAGUUGCUCGGGGAUUCUCUCAGACAUAUGGCAAAGACUACAAGGAUACAUUUGCUCCCGUAGCUAAACUCAACACUGUCAGAGUUGUGCUUUCUUUGGCCAGUAAUCUAUCAUGGAACUUGUGGCAAAUGGAUGUGAAGAAUGCAUUUCUUCAAGGAGAACUCGAGGAAGAAGUAUAUAUGGUUCCACCUCCCGGACUUGAAGACUUAUGUAAACCUGGACAAGCAUUAAGGCUAAGGAAGGCUAUAUAUGGUUUGAAACAAUCACCAAGAGCUUGGUAUCAUAAGUUGAGUUCUACUUUGAUGGAUAAUGGAUUUAAGAGGUCUCACUCCGAUAAUACUCUCUUCACGCUCAAAUCAUCCCACGGCCUAGUUGUUAUCUUGGUUUAUGUUGACGACUUGAUCAUUAGCGGGGAUGAUGAUGAAGGUAUAAAAUCAGCAAAGGAACUCUUAAAGAAGGCUUUUGACAUCAAGGAUCUUGGUGAAUUGAAGUACUUUCUUGGUCUUGAAGUAUAUAGAUCCUCUGAUGGCUUAUUCCUUUCUCAGAGGAAGUAUGCUCUUGACCUCUUGGUUGAAACAGGUAAACUCGGUUGUAAGGCUGCUAAGACACCUCUUGAGGAUGGCUACAAGGUCAAUGGAAAGGGGGAGAAAAGUGAGGAGAAGCUUGCGGAUGUAGAACUGUACAGAAGACUCGUCGGUAAACUUAUCUACCUUACACUCACUCGGCCAGAUCUUUGCUUUGCGGUUAAUCAAGUCAGCCAACACAUGAAGGAACCCUCAGUUUAUCACUGGUCUAUGGUAGAGAGGAUCUUGAGAUACAUAAAAGGAUCUCCUGGCAGAGGAAUUUGGAUGGGAAGGAAUGGGAACACAGAGAUUGUUGGGUAUUGUGAUGCAGAUUGGGCAGGGGACAGGAUUGACAGGAAAUCUACUACGGGUUUCUGCACAUUUAUUGGUGGAAACUUGGUUACUUGGAAGACAAAGAAGCAGAAAGUGGUCUCUUGUUCAAGUGCAGAGGCAGAGUAUAGAGCAAUGAGGAAGCUAACUAAUGAGUUGACUUGGGUCAAAAUGCUUCUCAAAGACUUCGGAAUAGAACAAGAUCAUCCUAUCACCUUUCACUGCGACAAUCAAGCUGCUAUACACAUCGCCACCAACUCCGUGUUUCACGAAAGGACUAAGCACAUCGAGAUAGACUGCCACAAGGUUCGAGAGAAGAUAGAAGAAGGAGUCAUUCUCCCGUGCUACACAAGGAGCGAGGACCAGCUCGCGGACAUCUUCACCAAGGCUGCAAGUAUCAAGGUUUGCGAUCACAUUUGUGCAAAACUUGGACUUGUGGACUUGACAUUACCUCAUUGAUCAAAU